Messenger RNA from Anguilla rostrata (American eel), 7848 nucleotides. It is a transcript of the gene cdc42bpb, whose product is annotated as CDC42 binding protein kinase beta (DMPK-like). Gene Ontology annotation, cellular component: cytoplasm; cytoskeleton. Gene Ontology annotation, biological process: actomyosin structure organization; peptidyl-threonine phosphorylation. Bases 617 to 6010 code for a protein of 1797 amino acids. The transcript is spliced from 38 exons. Gene Ontology annotation, molecular function: protein serine/threonine kinase activity; ATP binding. Lineage: Eukaryota; Metazoa; Chordata; Actinopteri; Anguilliformes; Anguillidae. The record is from RefSeq and is a predicted model, not a curated record.
GGUGUCGGUGGGCGGGGCUCCAUGAUCCCGGUCUGGAUGCACAGCGAGCAGGAGAGACAGGGCUGGACAGGACUUCAGCCAUAUUCCAGACUACUAUAACCGGCCAGUGGGAGCUGGUUUAAUUGGAGAAGCCACAUACAAAGCCAAACAACAAUCCUUCAAUUCAAUUUCAAAUUAAGCUACCAAUAUAUUUGGAUAGUCAUGGGAACACCAUAGUUAGCAUUCCAAACUACUGCGAAUGGACGACGCAUGAGGCUGAGCCUUGAUCGACGGAAAAACACCCUGAGACAACCCAUUUUUUAAAGUGGAAAGUGGAGAUUUGUUUAGGAUUAGAGCAAAUGGGACCAGCUGGAUCUCGAAUCUGAGGGAAAGUAACAUGGUGGCUUCGGGAACAACCCAAAUAACGCACCAGGACCAUAAAAUAGCAUUUUAACAAAAUGUCGGGUUUGUAGCUGUUAGUUGAAGAAGUCCGGGAGUUCAGCUCUCCACCUCGACCAGAUAAACCCUCUGUUUUUUGUUUGCGCGAGGAGGGGGAGGCAGGGUCACCCCGUCGGCUCGACAGGAAUUUUUGGGGUGCUCGUUCUGGGGGAGGGAGUGGUAACUUGGAUAGAAGAAAAUGUCAGCGAAGGUGAGACUGAAGAAGUUGGAGCAGUUGCUCCUGGAUGGCCACCAGAAGAAUGAAAGUUCACUGAGCGUCGAAACGCUUCUGGAUAUUUUAAUAUGUUUAUACAACGAAUGCAGCAACUCGCCUCUAAGAAGGGAGAAAAAUGUGUCAGAAUUUCUGGAAUGGGUGAAGCCGUUCACCACCACGGUGAAGGAGAUGCGCCUGCACAGAGACGACUUUGAGAUGCUCAAGGUGAUCGGGCGGGGAGCGUUUGGAGAGGUUGCCGUGGUGAAAAUGAAAAACACAGAACGAGUGUAUGCUAUGAAGAUCCUGAACAAAUGGGAGAUGCUGAAGAGAGCUGAAACGGCCUGCUUUCGGGAGGAGAGGAACGUUCUGGUGAACGGGGACUGCCAGUGGAUCACCACGCUGCACUACGCCUUCCAGGACGACAACUUCCUGUACCUAGUUAUGGACUACUAUGUUGGAGGGGACCUGCUGACGUUGCUCAGCAAGUUUGAAGACAGGCUUCCGGAAGACAUGGCAAAGUUCUAUGUGGCAGAGAUGGUUCUGGCCAUCCAUUCCAUCCAUCAACAACACUAUGUGCACAGAGACAUCAAGCCAGACAACGUUUUGCUGGACAUGAACGGCCACAUCCGCCUGGCUGACUUUGGGUCCUGUCUGAAGAUGAUGGACGAUGGAACAGUGCAGUCUUCGGUCGCCGUGGGCACGCCGGACUACAUCUCCCCGGAGAUCCUGCAGGCCAUGGAGGACGGCAUGGGGAAGUACGGGCCCGAGUGCGACUGGUGGUCCCUGGGGGUGUGCAUGUACGAGAUGCUGUACGGGGAGACGCCCUUCUACGCCGAGUCGCUGGUGGAGACCUACGGCAAGAUCAUGAACCACGAAGAGCGCUUCCAGUUCCCCUCGCACAUCGCGGACGUCUCGGAGGACGCCAAGGACCUGAUCCAGCGGCUGAUCUGCGGCCGGGAGCGGCGGCUGGGCCAGAACGGCAUCGAGGACUUCAGGAAGCACCCCUUCUUCAGCGGCAUCGACUGGGACAACAUCCGCAACACCGGCGCGCCCUACAUCCCCGACGUCAGCUCCCCCUCCGACACCUCCAACUUCGACGUGGAUGACGAUGUCCUCAAAAACCCGGACAUCGUGCCUCCAGUGUCCCACACCGGCUUCUCCGGGCAGCACCUGCCCUUCGUGGGCUUCACGUACACCACGGACAGCUGCUUCUCGGACCGCGGCAGCCUGCAGCAGGGGGCCGACGGCUCGGGGCCCGAGGGGGACGUGCCCCGGGACGCGGAGAACAGCCUGCAGGUGGAGGCCUUCGAGAGGAGGAUCAAGAGGCUGGAGCAGGAGAAGCUGGAGCUCAGCCGCAAGCUGCAAGAAUCCACCCAGGCAGUGCAGUCUCUCCACGGGUCAGGCCGCGGGGUGGGCACAGCCAGCAGGGACAAGGAGAUGAAGAAGCUCAACGAGGAGAUCGAGCGGCUGAAGAAGAAGCUGGCAGACUCCGACCGGCUGGAGCACCAGCUGGAGGAGGCGGUCACUCUUCGGCAGGACUUCGAAAGCUCCUCCUCGAAACUGAAGGCUCUCGACAAGCAGGUCAAAGCACUUAGGCAGGAGAAGGAAGACAUCCACAAGCAACUGGUGGAGUCCCUGGAGAGGCUCAAGUCCCAGACCAAGGAGCUGAAGGACGCGCACCAGCAGCGCAAGCUGGCCAUGCAGGAGUUCUCGGAGCUGAACGAGCGCAUGGCCGAGCUGCGCUCCCACAAGCAGCGGCUCUCCCGCCAGCUCCGCGACAAGGAGGAGGAGAUGGAGGUGGUCAUGCAGAAAAUCGACGCCAUGCGUCAGGAAAUCCGCAAGACUGAGAAGGCCCGCAAGGAGCUGGAGGCUCAGCUGGAAGACGCCAAGGCAGAAGCGUCCAAGGAGCGCAAGCUGCGGGAGCACAGCGAGAGCUACUCCAAGCAGCUGGAGAGCGAGCUGGAGACCCUGAAGGUGAAGCAGGGCAGCGGGCGGGCGGCAGGUCUGAGCCCGGAGACCCAGCAGGAGCUCUCCAAGGUGAAGUCGGAGCUGGAUAAGAAGGUGCUGUUCUACGAGGAGGAGCUGGUGCGCGUGGAGGCCUCCCACUCCACGGAGCUGAAGAACCUGCGCAAGGAGCUGCACGACUCGGAGGGCCAGCAGCUCUCCCUCCACAAGGAGCUGCUCAUGCUCAAGGACAAGCUGGAGAAGUCCAAGAGAGAGCGGCAAAGCGAGAUGGACGAGGCGCUGGGCACCCUGAAGGACAAGUACGAGCGCGAGCGCGCCAUGCUGACCGAGGAGAACCGCAAGCUGACCGGCGAGUCGGACAAGCUCUGCACCUUCGUGGACAAGCUGACCGCACAGAACCGGCAGCUGGAGGACGAGCUGCAGGACCUGGCCGCCAAGAAGGAGAGCGUGGCGCACUGGGAGGCGCAGAUCGCCGAGAUCAUCCAGUGGGUGAGCGAUGAGAAGGACGCUCGCGGCUACCUGCAGGCCCUGGCCUCUAAGAUGACCGAAGAGCUGGACUCCCUCCGCAGCUCCAGCCUGGGCUCCAGACCCAUGCAAGGCUCAGGACUAAGCAUCCCCUUUCAGAGGUCCAUGGUCCCCCAUGGCGGGGACAGGCUGGACCCCUUGUGGAAAGUGCGUCGCAGUCAGAAGCUGGACAUGUCAGCCCGGCUGGAGCUGCAGUCUGCGCUGGAUGCGGAGAUCAGGGCGAAGCAGUUAGUGCAGGAAGAGCUGCGCAAGGUUAAGGCUGCCAACAUCUCCUUUGAGAGCAAGCUGAAGGACUCUGAAGCUAAGAACCGGGAGAUGGCUGAAAAGAUGGAGAGCAUGAAGAAGGAACUGGAGGACAACCGGUCUCGGACAGACAAAGGUUUAAAGCUCCCGGACUUCCAGGACUCCAUUUUUGAGUACUUCAACACUUCCCCGCUUGCCCACGACCUCACUUUCAGACCCAGCUCCAUCGGCGAGCUGGAUUCCACAGCCCAGAAGGCCGACGUCCCCUCUUCCUCCUCGGUGGCCGCGGACCAGGACGAGCCAGUCAAGCCCCCGCCAGCUGCCCCUGUUGCCGCCUCCCCCGUGUAUCAGUCAUCGUUGCUGAUGGCGCCAAAGCCCAAGGCUCACCAGCUGAGCAUAAAGACAUUCUCCAGCCCCACCCAGUGCACCCACUGUACCUCCCUGAUGGUGGGCCUCAUCCGCCAGGGCUACGCCUGUGAAGUGUGCUCCUUCAUCUGCCAUGUGUCCUGUAAGGACAACGCGCCCCUGGUGUGCCCCAUCCCCCCGGAGCAGGCCAAGAGGCCCCUGGGCAUCGAUGUGCAGAGGGGCAUCGGGACGGCAUACAAAGGAUUUGUCAGGAUUCCAAAGCCCACGGGGGUGAAGAAGGGCUGGCAGCGGGCCUACGCAGUGGUGUGUGACUGCAAGCUCUUCCUGUACGAUGUCCCCGAGGGGAAGUCCACUCAGCCGGGGGUCGUGGCCAGCCAGGUGCUGGACCUCAGAGACGAGGAGUUUUCUGUGAGCUCGGUCCUGGCGUCAGACGUGAUCCACGCCACUCGCAAAGACGUCCCCUGUAUAUUCAGAGUGACCUCAUCCUUGCUGAGCUCGCCGGCGCGCACCGUGUCGCUGCUGGUGCUGGCCGAGAGCGAGGCGGAGAAGAGAAAGUGGGUGGGCAUCCUGGAGGGCCUGCAGAACAUCCUGACGAAGAACAAGCUGAGGAACCACGUGGUGCACGUUCUGCAGGAGGCCUACGACAGCAGCCUGCCCGCCAUCAAGUCCACGCUGUCGGCCGCCAUCGUGGACCGGGAGCGCAUAGCCCUGGGCACCGAGGAAGGAUUGUAUGUGGUGGAAGUCACUAGAGAUGUGAUCGUGCGAGCGGCAGACUGUAAGAAGGUGCAUCAGAUUGAGCUCAUCCCCAAAGAGAAGAUCGUGGUGCUGCUGUGCGGCCGCAACCGCCACGUGCACCUCCACCCCUGGGGGGCGCUGGACGGGGCCGAGGGCAGCUUCGACAUCAAGCUGCCGGACACUAAGGGCUGCCAGGCCCUGACCACGGGCAGCCUGCGCCCCGGCGGGCCCCCCUGCCUCCUGGCCGCCGUCAAGCGGCAGGUGCUGUGCUACGAGAUCACCCGCACCAAGCCGCACCACAAGAGGCUGUGGGAGGUGCAGGCGCCGGGCGUGGCGCAGUGGCUGGGCAUGGUGCGGGACCGGCUGUGCGUGGGCUACCCGUCCGGCUUCGCCCUGCUCAGCCUGCUGGGCGACUCGUCCCCCGUCAGCCUGGUCAGCCCCUCGGACCCCUCGCUGUCCUUCCUGAGCCAGCAGCCGCUGGACGCCCUGCACGCCAUGGAGGUGGGGGCCGAGGAGCACCUGCUCUGCUUCAGCCAGCUGGGCGUGUACGUGGACCAGCAGGGCCGGCGCUCCCGCACCCAGGAGCUCAUGUGGCCCGCCAGCCCCAUCGCCUGCAGCUCAAACCCUUCCUAUCUGACCGUCUACAGUGACUACGGUAUUGACGUCUUUGACGUCAACACCACCGAGUGGGUCCAGACCAUUUCCCUUAGAAAGAUCCGUCCUCUGAAUGUGGAGGGCAGUCUUAACCUGCUCGGCUCAGAGCAGCCUCGCCUCAUCUACUUCAGCAGCAGCUCCUCAGAGAGCUCUGACCUGGCAGUCCCCGAAACGUCUGACAACAGCAAGAAGCUGAUGGUGAGGACCCGCAGCAAGAGGAAGUUCCUCUUCAAAGUGCCCGAGGAGGAGCGGCUCCAGCAGAGGAGGGAGAUGCUGAGGGACCCGGAGCUGCGGUCCAAGAUGAUCUCCAACCCAAUCAACUUCAACCACGUGGCGCACAUGGGCCCAGGGGACGGCAUGCAGGUCCUAAUGGAUCUGCCUCUGCAGAGUGAAAUUCCUUCCCCCUCAUCCUCCCGACACCAUGCUUUGAUAUCUCCUCCAACCAACUUUGAGCACGUCUAUCACAUGAGUCCUAUUUCUGCAGAAAUCUAUCUCCAGAAAGAGCCUUCCUCUCUGCAGAGCCUGCCUCAGGUCUCCUCCUCCUCUUCCUCCUCUCCUUCCACCUCCUCCUUAGGAAGGAGCGUGCUGCCAUCUUCCCAGGAUGAGUCUGUGAAAGAGAGGCCACGCCCAGUCUCCAGUAUCUCCCGGCAACAGAGAAGCAAGUCUUACAUCACGCGCACUGCCUCAGGGGGCGGGGACUUCAGUGGCGCAGUAUCAUCCCGCCAUAUCUCUGAUCCUGACCAGGACUUUGAGAGAGAGCCCGACUCUGACUCCACCAAACACUCGACCCCCUCCAACAGCUCCAACCCCAGCAGCCCCCCCAGCCCCAACUCGCCCCAUCGCAGCCAGCUGACCCUGGACGGGCUGGACCACACCACCUUCGACGCCUGACCCCCCCGUCUCCACCCCAGAGAGCACAGCACGCACCCCCAUCUACGCAACUUGAACUUCUAUUGCUGCAAAGUGCCAAGCAGACUCCCUGAUUUCCGUUGUCCUCCCCACCCCCUAGGUCCUUCCCACUAAUUUAAUUUUAUGCUCUCUAACCUUGAGGAGUGUUGCUUCAUGUUAAAUCAGGGGUCGGUGCCGUCAUUCGUAAAUGCCAGUCCCCCCCUCUAACCAGGCCCAUGGUGGAACUGUCAAUGGGCAGCCAUUUUCUAUCCUUUGUGUCUGUAGUCUUCGCUCACUGAGUGAUGGACAAUGCAGUGAGGGAAUCACAGACAGAAUCCUAACCCUCCCAAGCUUUUAAAGGUUCUUGUUUUUAUUUCUUGCUGUGAAAAAGCAGCUGCCAGGAUGUGACCGUGAGUCUGCUAGUGUGAUGGGACUGGGACCGGAGUUUGGGGUGUGGCCAAACCACGGACACCGUACUGACGCUGUGCUGUUAAGAGUGAGCCAGAUUUAGACUUGGUCAGUGUGUGAAACGGUGCCCCUUUCAGGCAACCAAGAGGUGUUAUAGCUACAGGGUAAAAUCUUAAGUUUGUUGGAGCUCAGUGGAUUUCUCAAUAUCCUUUUUCCCACAAGUGAUUUCUUUCUUUUUUACAUUGAUACAUAAUGUAUGCAUAGAGCUGCAAGGAGCUGAAUUAACCUUGGGAUCAUCGAUUAAGGGAUACAACAAAAAAAAUAAUGAUAACAAUGACGAUGAAAUGCCCUAAUCAUAGAUACUAUUUUGCGGCAUAUUUUCUUCUUAAAUGUAUAGCACACAUAUGCAAAUGUUAACUUGUCACAGUGGGUAUUGGUGUAGAGCUGCAUUCGUAAAGAAAGUGACCUUUCCCAGGACAGUGAAGGUAGCUUUCUUCCUCUCCUGUGUUCUCCCAGUUGUGUGAUGCUGGGACAGUUAGGGGUUGUUAAAGGAAGGAUUUGUCAAACAUGGCUUGGUUAGGGUCCGGCUACACCUUUUGGGCACUUUCAGCAAUCGUUCUCAGUAAGGCUGUGUAACAUUCAUACUUUAGUCUCAGUCUUUGCAGUAACCUACUGUAGAUGUAAGGCUGCCCGUUGCGUCAAGUGCUUAAACAGAACUAGUGUCACACGGCGCUACAGACAGGAUUAUUCAUAGGGCUUAUUACAGCUCACCACAAGCUGCUGCUGCUGCUUUUGUUUGUUAUGUAGACAUGCAUGGAGGCCCCACUCACCAUCACCCUCAAUCUCUCUUCAGUUUUUAAUGUAUUAAUUACAUAGGAAAGUCGUAGCACAGACUAGCCGCUGUGCACUGUGCAGCCAUUUGUCCACCUUUCCACCUGGUGGUACUGUUUUGUGUAUAUUUUUCUUUGUCAUGUAUUAUAAAUUCAAUCCAGAUGUUUGUGACUAUAUUUCAGUACAGACACAUGUAAUUUAAGGACUUGGCUGGCAUAUCCACUUUGUCACUCUAGUGUGCCUUCAGUGCCAUUUUAUAUAACAGUACCACAUCAGAUCUAUACUUCAGUAUCUUAACUUUACAAGCUAAUAGCUACAUACUACAAAUGGUGGUUGUUUUCUCCGAAACACUGUAUCAAACUUGCACAUUUUAUUAGUUUAAGAAAAUCUUUUGAGUUUGUGUCAUCUUAAUACCUGUCACAGUAAUCUGUAUUUUUAUUUUUCCCCUCUCUCUGUUCAGCCUCUGAAGAUGGGGCUUCAUUUGUCAAAACACUACUGCUUUUUUAAUCAAAAGGUGAAAUCUUUGUAAUUAUUGAAUUGUGAGCAAAUGUUUGAACAGACAAUAAAAAAGAGGGAGGUACUUGUUGCUGUGUUUUUAAACA